UCCCCUUAUUUUUCUCACAGACACCGAUUAAAUUUCCGAAAUCUACUUAUCAAAAGAGGUUCUACUGUUUUUUCUCUCCACGAAAAUGGCAGAUACAUUGAACCAAAACACCCUUUCUAACAAGAAGAGAUCGUCGGGUUCCGAUGACUGUGACCAUCACGAUGAUUCCUUUUUCGUGAGCAAAAAACAAUCAAAAUCGCUUGUAUGGGAAGAUCCAGCGGCGGCUUUAGCCAAUGCUCGCCAUGAAUUCGGUGAACAUGGUGGCGUUAACAUGUCCAUCGAGGCCUCCGCCACCUUCACCGUCAUGGAACCGGAGACGAUGCGCCGUAUGUUCGCCGGUGAACUUGGUCCUGACCGUGAUUUCUUCAUCUACAGCCGUCAUUUCAAUCCGACGGUGCUCAAUCUCGGUCGCCUCAUGGCGGCGCUUGAGGGAACGGAAGCUGCUUACUGUACGGCUUCCGGCAUGUCGGCGAUAUCAUCGGUGAUGCUACAGCUCUGCAGUUCAGGUGGACACGUGGUGGCUUCACAGACGCUGUAUGGUGGGACCCAUGCGUUGCUCACGCAUUUUUUACCAAGGGCUUGUAACAUAACGACGUCGUUUGUGGAUAUAAGGGAUUUGGAAAUGGUUAAGGAAGCUAUAGUUGAAGGGAGAACAAAUGUGCUGUAUUUUGAGUCGAUGUCAAAUCCGACGCUGACGGUGGCUAACAUCCCGGAGUUGAGCAGGAUAGCGCAUGAAAAUGGUGUGACAGUGGUGGUGGACAACACUUUUGCUCCGAUGGUGCUGUCGCCGGUGAAGCUGGGGGCUGAUGUUGUUGUUCAUAGUAUUUCCAAGUACAUUAGCGGUGCAGCUGACAUCAUUGCAGGUGCUGUUUGUGGGCCAGCAAGUCUUGUGAACUCCAUGAUGGAUCUUCAUCAAGGGUCUCUUAUGCUAUUGGGCCCAACUAUGAACCCGAAAGUGGCGUUUGAACUUGCAGAAAGGCUUCCUCACUUGGGCCUGAGAAUGAAAGAACACUGCAAACGGGCUCUGGAAUAUGCUACUAGGAUGACCAAACUUGGGCUCAAGGUGAUCUAUCCAGGCCUAGAAGACCAUCCAGAUCAUGUACUUAUCAAGUCCAUGGCUAAUAAAGAGUAUGGUUAUGGGGGAAUUCUUUGCGUGGACAUGGAAACUGAGGAACGUGCUAAUCGUUUGAUGAAUGUCUUGCAAAACUUUACCCAAUUUGGGUUCAUGGCUGUGAGUUUGGGAUAUUACGAGACUCUCAUGUCGUGCUCUGGCUCUAGCACAAGCAGCGAGCUCAACAAUGAAGAGAAGGAGUUGGCUGGGAUUUCACCUGGAUUGGUGCGGAUGUCAAUCGGGUAUAAUGGAUCAUUGGAACAAAAAUGGAGCCAACUUGACAAGGCAUUAUCUAAAAUGCAAGAGAAAAUGCCCUUCUAGUAUUAUGUUACCUUUUCUUACUAAAAAUAAAUAAUAAAUGAUUGAACUUUGUUAAGAUGCUAAGGUGCUUUGUUUUGCUUUAUGAAGGGAUGGAUCCUACUUUUUAUGUAGUACUAUCAACUUCGGCCCAUGUUUGUGUUUCAAGUAUGGUGUCUGCAGUAAUAACGUACCUAUGUGUUACCUUGAGGUGUCAUUUGCAAUUUUUCCUCGUUUUAUGUUGGUUUA
Solanum pennellii is the source of this 1657-nucleotide messenger RNA. RefSeq names its product methionine gamma-lyase-like. The coding region runs from base 86 to 1432 and encodes 448 amino acids. The transcript is spliced from 3 exons. The record is from RefSeq and is a predicted model, not a curated record. Gene Ontology annotation, cellular component: cytoplasm. Gene Ontology annotation, biological process: transsulfuration. NCBI's taxonomy places the organism in Eukaryota, Viridiplantae, Streptophyta, Magnoliopsida, Solanales, Solanaceae. Gene Ontology annotation, molecular function: pyridoxal phosphate binding; carbon-sulfur lyase activity.